Myxocyprinus asiaticus (Chinese sucker) is the source of this 6921-nucleotide messenger RNA. RefSeq names its product chemerin-like receptor 1. The transcript has 2 exons. The coding region runs from base 3768 to 4814 and encodes 348 amino acids. Gene Ontology annotation, cellular component: plasma membrane. Gene Ontology annotation, molecular function: G protein-coupled receptor activity; complement receptor activity. Gene Ontology annotation, biological process: regulation of calcium-mediated signaling; positive regulation of macrophage chemotaxis; inflammatory response. Lineage: Eukaryota; Metazoa; Chordata; Actinopteri; Cypriniformes; Catostomidae. The record is from RefSeq and is a predicted model, not a curated record.
AGGCAGAACAUAAAUCAAUUACAGUAAAAUGACCAUGUGUUGAUGGUAUUAAAUUAAUAAUUAUUUGUACAUCUGGGACUAUUGGAGAAAGUGGUUCAAUUAAAUCAUUCUUGUGUCAGUCUCCAAGUUCCAUUAGACUUUAUUUGUUGGAGUAUUGUAUGGAGAGUGUGUUGGUAUUAGAAUACCUUGUUCAAUCAAUUACUCAAUGAUUGGCCUAAUACCUUCUUCCUUUUCAAUCUAUAGUGGAUAUGACUUACAGUAUACUGGAGUGGUUACAGCUAAUUUAGCUGUAUAUGGUUUCACAUCAAUAAGGUCAGCUUCAUCUUUGUGCUGAGCCCAUAGUCUGGGGUUAAUUAUUGCUUCAUCAUCCUCCAGCAGUUGCUGUCUGCUCACUUUCUCCCCCACACCUCCUGUAGGCACAGUGACUGAAUACACAGCAGGAAACAUGAGUUGCAGAGAAGCAUUGCCAAAAACUAUUUGUGCACUAAUUUUAUGCAGUAGAUUUCAGACCAUUAAACAAAAUGGAGAGUCUGGUAUGAUUACAAAAGCGUGCAUUUUGAACAAAUCUGGCAAAAGAUCUUGUUUACAGUCUGAUAAUUUAAUUAGAACUUCUGUCAUAUGUCUGAACAUCUGUGUGUUAGCCCAUUUAAAAUCUAGUGUUCGUUUUAACAUUAUCUUACCGUCUUCCCGUUUUCUUGUGAUCCGACCACCCGGCUAGGAUAUAUAUAUAUAUUGUUAUAUAUAUUUGUUGCUACAUAAAUGUAACGUUCAUUCAUUCAGUCAUUCAUUUCUAAACAUCCAAUUUACGGGCGUUUCGCCUCGUAUUGGUCUACUUCUCGUUUGUCCCAUUUUGUUAAAACAACAAAAUUGUCUCUUGUUUUGGUUUUUGGUAUGAACAAUUCUCUCCUAUCACGAAGAGUAAAUGCGGCAGUGAAACUCCUACUGACUGUUAGUGGAAUCCGCUCACUUCAUCCACAAGACUGGCCCUUUUAACAUUCUUUAACAACCAUAAAGAUCCUCACCUCUCUUGAGAUCUGACCGCAGUUUUUAUGAAUUAUCCUUCCGCGACUAGUGACACAUACCGCAGUUGUGCCAUAGAUGGAUCCUGACCAUCGCAGAGAUAAGGAGUUUAAGUGGAAUUGUUCGUUCUAUGACUAGUGACACAUACCGCAGUUGUGUCACAGACGGAUCCUAACCAUCGCAGAGAUACAAGGAGUUUUACUUGAAUCGUUUUAUAACAAUAUUUAAUAGAUAUCUCACGGACAGGCAGAUAAAAGAUCUUACCUGUCCGGAGAUAUCCCACUUCUGACACCAGGACUGUUAGUAAAAUAUGAUUCGGAUGCUUUAUUCUGCCUUCCUCGCAGUCACUCUUUGAUCAGAUGAAUUCACCGGUGGGAAGAAAUACACGGACACAGAAUGUCACAAGCAGUUCUUCAAUUUAUUAAAGGAAGCAUGGGGUUAUAUGGUUCUUUUCACACAAGGCUGGUUACACCCUUUACCUUGAACCCCCCCCCCCCCAAUCCUCCAUACAUGGGGUUGUUUCCUCUCGCUUACAGAAGUACAUUCUUAUCAAGUACAUUUGUGCUCAAGACAGUGCCGAAAACAUACAAAGUAGAUAUGCAAGCAUCAGCAUAAAAAGGUCACAUUGUUCCAUCUGAGACCUAUUUCUCACAGAAUGUCAGAAAAUCUGUCAUAAAACAUUGAUUAUUAAUUGGGAUGUAAUUUUCUCGAUACGUUUUUGAGGCAUUGUUGAAUUAACCUUAGCCGACAUUUAAAUUAGAAGCCCAAUUUAUGUGCUUUCCAAUUCACUGUCAGUUGGCCUGCCAUGCAAUGUAGUCUAGCUGAAAAGCUUUGGGAGACCAUUAAGAAACAUUUACUGUGAAGGACACCUCGAUGCAGUGCAGGUGGCAGUCUAAAGUUGUGAAUCUAGUCACCCUACACAAAAGUUACAAAGGAUUUUGUACUUAACAAAUUAAGUGACAUUGAUGAUUUUGCAGGUUAGUCUAUGAAACUGGUGUAACAGCUCAAACUGAACGAUUCAUUCAAGCUGUCAUACCCCGGAAAGACAUUAUUUUAUCAGAAAAUACAUCAUGUAGGCAAUAUGAAAGGUACAUGUACACAAUAUACUGUAUUAUCCAGUGAUGGCUUGAAUAAAUAAUCUAUGUCCUUUGAUAAUGAUUUGGGUCGAAUUUAAUGGAAAACUAUGCGAGUUGUUGAGCUCUGUGGUGCUGCAGAUUUUUUAGCAGCUUCCGAAGUCAUAGCUGGAUGGCGCAAAUAGAUGGCAAGUGGCGGCAGCAGUGUGUGUACCUUCCUUCCUGUUUGAAAUUUUAGAAUGCGCCAUGUCAUCUGCCAGACAUACAGUGUGCAAAACCUUUAAGUUAACCUGCCACUCACACUUUAACAAAGUUGUGUUGAGAAAUCUGUAUGAAGAUACAAAAACUAUUGUGCAACGAUAGUCCUUUUUAUAUCUGUAAAAUGCAGACAAUCAUCAGGAAAAUUUUCCAGUUGUCGAUGCGUGCAAAAAGCAUUAAUACUAAGCCAACAAUUUAACCCUUAGACAAAGAGAGAGUUCUCGGGUUGAUUGGCUAACAUGUCUAAGGGCCUAUCAGCUUGGGCCAUAGAGUAUGCGAGCCGACUGAUUUGGGGGCUUUCACACUGGGCAUGUUUGCUGAGGUCCGAUUCUGAGUGCGAUUGUUCCUGGUGCCUCCUGCAGCUUUGGUCUGGUUUCACACUCACUUGAUUCUAUCGAACCCCGGUCCAUUUGCGUUCAUCUUACAUCAUCACAAACACGCAUGGAGAACAUAACGCGACUCAUCAUACUUUCUGUUUUUGUUUUGUUAUUUUGGUGCCAUUAUGCACAGCAAAGUGAACGACAACUGCGUAUAUGUACGCUUCAUGGUGUAACUCAUCAGAUGUCCAGGGGAAGGCGGCUUGUUGCUGCUCGCAAAUGGCGUUUUUUGAGGAGACAGCUGAUUACAAGAAAUUCAUUUGCAUCUUUGUUUACACUGUACGCUUACACUCGUGUCCAAGGUGACGUUAUCGCCACUGUGAUCUCCUAUUAUACCCUAUAUUUAUAACCUUUAAUAUUAUUUAUAUAUAGUAUUUAUAAGGUGUAUAGAUCAUCAUCGGCUAAAACGCAUGCGCAGGUUACUUUACUUCCUGAACGAGUGCACACCCGAGUCCGAGUUGCUUUCACAUUCACGCGAAUCGCGCUACAGUUCCAUUGCAACCGAACUCAGACCACCUCCUACAGGUAGUCUCGGGUUCGGUACCUCGGUGCGCUCCAUGGUCCGCAUGACAGCUUUCACAUUACCAAUUUUUCAUGCGAACCGUGCUGUGUUUUGAACUAAACUGCCAGUGUGAAAGCACCCUUAGAGUAGGCUAUGCAAUUAUUGCGCCAUUAGCUUCACAGCAUAACACAAUUCACAGCAUCCUCCCACUAUGGUUAAGUUGGCAAAGCUUGAUGCAUGGCAGCCUGUUUACAGUGAUGGUGCUGCUCUCUCAGGUUUUAACCUCAAACCAUCAUAUCACUAACUGUCAGAUGUAAAGAGCACUUUUAAAGAAGGGACUUGUUAAGUGUGGCCUUAGACAGUAUCAGUUCUCCGAAAUGUGCUUGCAUCUCAGAGAGGAACUAGGUGUCAAAAUGUUUGACCUCUAGCGCAGUUUGCUCUUAUCACAACCCUAAACAACCCUGCAGCAGAAAAUACACGUGAAACAAUGCAAACAGCACUGUGAGGCUUACUUUGAGAGAGGCAAUUGAGGCAAUCAUGAAUCCAAGCUAUGAAGAAUAUGGCGAAGAUAAUGUAUCCAGCAAUGUGUAUGACUACAAAAGCAAGCUUGACGAUUUAACCAAAGGGUCACAUCCUGCAGAGACACAUCCUGCAUAUUGCAGACAAGCAGCAUGUAUAAUUAUAGCUAUUUUAAAUGUAAUAAUUUUCCUGCUUGGCAUAAUUGGAAAUGGAGCAGUGAUCUGGAUUGCUGGUUUUAAGAUGAAGAAGUCAGUUAACACCACCUGGUACCUGAGUCUGGCUUUGUCUGACUUCAUAUUUUGCAGUAUUAUCCCUUUUGUCAUUGUCAAAAUAGUUAUAAACAACUGGAUCUUUGGGCUCUUCAUGUGCAAAUUCACAUCCUUUGCUAUGUUCCUCAAUAUGUACAGCAGCAUCUUCAUCCUCAUUGUCAUAAGUGUGGACCGCUGCUUGACCGUCAAAUUUCCUGUUUGGGCUCAGAAUCAUCGCACUGUAACAAAAGCCUCUGCUGUUGUUGUGUUGGUUUGGUUCAUGUCUGCUUUGCUUAGUAUACCAGCAGCCAAAUUCAGAAACAUGCAAAAUAGCACAUCUAAAGAAACAAUUUGUCUUACCAGCUAUGAGCAUUACCACACAACUGUUGUGCUCAUUCGAUUUAUUUUUGGGUUUUUUAUUCCAGUCCUAAGUAUUUGCAUCUGUUACUCUAUCCUGAUCUGUAAACUUAGGGCAAACCAAAUGUCCAAAUCUACCAAGCCCUACAAGAUCAUGACACUGUUAAUUACAACUUUCUUUCUCUGCUGGUUGCCAUAUCAUAUUGUUUCUAUAAUAGAACUGAACGAAUCAAAGCGUGGCUUUAAUCUUGACACGGCCCUAGUAAUAUCUGCUACUCUUGCCAGCUCAAACAGUUUUAUUAACCCAUUCCUCUAUGCAUUUAUGGCCAAGGACUUAAAGAAAAAACUCUACUCAUUUCUGUCAAAGAUUGAGAGUGCCAUUGAUGAGGAGACCCAAAGUAAUUUCAGAGGAACUUCCAUUACCAAUUCUGAGGAUCACAAACUUUCCACUGCGGUCUGAAAACACGAAAGAUUAUUUUAACAUGAGUCUUUAAAAAAGACAUUCCUUUGUUUGUCAAGUCGGACUGGAUUUCUUGUAAAGAAAGUUCGCUCAUAGAAAUAUUGACAUUUCACUGCCCUUUGUUUUUUUUUUAAAUAAAUAUUCUUUGUAAAUAUAGCAUACAAUAACAAAUAUAAUGCAAAUCUUGUUCCAACCAUUUUAUUUCCUUUGCAUUGCGGUAGAAUAUCCUUACAUUUGGUCCUUUCAAAAUACAUUCAGAGAUGCAUGUGACUGUGUGAUUCUUAAAGGUAUAGUUCACCCAAAAAUGAAAGUUCUGUCAUCAUUUAGUCACCCUUAUUUAAUUCCAAAAUUUACCGACUUAAUAGAUAAUAGGUGUUAGGGUCUCACAGCCUCAGUCACCAUUAAAUUUAAUUGUUUUGAAAAAGAACAACAUUAACAUUCAUCCUUUGGUGUGCCACGGAACACAGAAAGUCAUCUAGAUAUGAAACAUGAGGGUUUUUAAAUUAUGACAGAAUUUACAUUUUGGGGUGAAAUAUCCCUUUAAGUUUAAAAAAAGAUGAUACUUUGUGUCUUUCAAUGUUGUGUAGUUCUGCUUUUAAAAAUUAAAACAAUGUAUUUACGUGAAUUUGUAUGCAUACGUAUAUGUGGCGAAUGGUGUUGUGGUGUUUUUCUUCACUUCAUACUAUCAUUUCUCAGUUCUCAAUUUGUUUCUUAUUUUUUGAUUACAGUGUUGAAUUGCAGUUUUUAUUAAACAAAAAAGGCUUCACAAGCACUAACAAAUAAAGUAAAACUCUGAAUAUUUCAAUAAGAAACAAUUUUAUAAUUUCAACAUGAACUUAAUUUUGAUUCUUUGGUAGGAAUGUUUUAACUGCCUUAACUGAUGUACAGUGUAGUAUAAAGUAUCCAAUCGUCUUACAGGACUGAAAGGAAAAGAUCACCCAAAAAUGACAAUUCAAGAAUGGACUGAAUUAAUUGACUGUCAACAGUGUUACUCAAGUAUUAGUCUAUCGCUUUAAACCUUUACAAAAAACAUGACUAAAAAUUAUUAAAUAUUUUUGAAAAUGCAUUUCCAAAGAUACCAUGUGCUCAGUAGUUCUGGGCCCCCUAUGCUGAGUAAAGACCAGAAAUGCCAUAAAAUGUCAACAGUGUAACCCAAUGGUAUUUUGGGGGAAACUUUUAAAUUUUUUCUUCUCACUAUCAAACACCAAAUCUACCACUAAUUAUAGAAUAAAUGACCCAUUUGCAGCUGUUACUUUUUGCAGUGUUAAUUCACAAAAGUAACAAAAGUAUCUGGAGAAAUCUAUCAAAGUAUUAAUUUUCUCUUAAAAAUAUAGUGACAUAAAAGUGAAAGUAAACAGAAAUAUUUAUACUUGAGUAAAGUGUAGAAUAGAAAUGUUCAAAGACUACACAUAAAGGAAUACUUCGGGUUUAAAACAAGUAAAACUCAGUUGACAGCAUUAAUGUUGAUUACCACAAAAAUUUAUUUCAGCUUGUGCUUUCUUUUCUUUAAAAAAAGCAAAAAUCUGGGAUUACAGUGAGGCACAUACAAUAAAAAGGUAAUGGGGCCAAUGGGGUUUCAAAAGUAUAGGCACAUGACAUAAACAAUAUGAGUAUUACCAUGAUUUUAGUGUGAUAAAAUCACUUACUAAUCUUUUCUGUGUUGUUAUAUCCUAUUAUACAACUUUAUUGCCAUGACGACAUGACAGUGUAAACCCUGUAAUCCCACAAAAACGACAAUUUAGACACUUUUACAGCUCAAAUUAUACACAAGCUUUAACAGAAUGAUUCAUGUAAGUGAUAUUAAGUGGUACAUUUCUGUCUUUAAACCAUCCAAAAACUGGCCCCAUUGACUUCCACUGUACGUGCCUCAUUAUAGCCUUGAUUUUUGCUUUUUUUUUUUUUUUUUAAGAAAAGGAGGGACAAUUUGAAAAACAUUUUUGUGGUAAUCAACAUCAUGACACAAAUGUUGUCACUUUAGCUUAACUUGUAUUAAACAUCCUGGUUACUUGCAUAAACUCCAUUCCCUGAUGGAGGGAACAAGAUAUUGUGUCGAUGUAGUGACACUAGGGGUCACUCUUGGGAGCCCAAGACACCUCUGGUCUUUAAU